Nematolebias whitei (Rio pearlfish) is the source of this 2954-nucleotide messenger RNA. RefSeq names its product zinc finger protein 728-like. NCBI's taxonomy places the organism in Eukaryota, Metazoa, Chordata, Actinopteri, Cyprinodontiformes, Rivulidae. Bases 1 to 2889 code for a protein of 962 amino acids. The record is from RefSeq and is a predicted model, not a curated record. Gene Ontology annotation, molecular function: RNA polymerase II cis-regulatory region sequence-specific DNA binding; DNA-binding transcription factor activity, RNA polymerase II-specific. Gene Ontology annotation, biological process: regulation of DNA-templated transcription. The transcript is spliced from 2 exons.
AUGUCUCUGGUAGAACCCCCGCCACGCUGCGGGCUUCGGGUCCUGACCGAUUCGGUGUCGGAGCUGCUGAACAGAGUCGGGGAGGAAAUUGUGUGCGCGCUGGAGAAGCGGAGCGGUGGACCAUGGAGGUCCGGAGGAGCUUCGGCUCGGCUGUUCCGGCUGCUUCUCGCUGAGCGGAUGGCGGCAGCAGCGCAGGAGGUCGUCGGGCUGUUGGAGCGGGAAGUGGCGGAGUACCGACGGCAGCUGGAGCGGCAGAGCCGGCUGCUGGAGACCGUGUUGAACCCGGUGGUCCGUCUGAACUGGUCAGACUCUGUCACCUCUUCAGUUUUUGAGACGACAACCGGUGAUAAAACGCCACCUUUGCCGUCGGACUCUACUCACCUCCCACCGGGUUCACCCAGUUCCACCUCGUCAGACCUUGCUGCAUCUGAGAGUGAUGAGGAGCGGAGGGGCAGCGAGAUAUCUUCUGGUAAUAAUGAAACGGACAGAGCGGGUGAAGGAAGUCAAACAGCCUCAUCUGAACAACCAGAAAAUAAGCACUGUAUAAUCUGUGAAAAAACUUUCCGUCACAAAGGUCACUUGUUAAAACAUGUGAGGGCACACUCCGACUCCCCAGAGCAUCUCUGUGGAGUCUGCGGAGAACGUCUCAAGUCUUCAAAAGGCUUGUCAGAUCACCUCAAAUCACAUAGAGACAACCUUAGCACAAGAGGAACCUGCAAGAUCUGUGGGAAGACAUUUCAGAAUAUAGAGACACAUAAAAGGAGCCACACUGGAGUCAAACCAUUUAGCUGUGAUGUUUGUAGAAAGAGUUUCCCACGGGAGGGGGCGUUGAGGCGACACAAGAAGAUCCACAGCAGAAAGAAGCUUGAAGCCUGUCAGAUCUGUGGACAGACGUUCACUGAAAAGCAUCUGCUUCAGGAGCACAUGAAGAUGCAUGAAGAUAAAAAUGGAGAAUGGAGUGAGGUGGCUGAUGUAGGUGAGAUAAAUGAAACACUGAAACAAAAGGCAAACACUGAACCAACCCUCGGCAAGACGUCUUCCACUUUCUGCUGCAAAGUCUGUGGUGAUUUCUUCCGCAGUCCAGGUUUUUUAAGAAAACACGCAGAGAUGCAUUGCAACGACUCUAAGAACACGUGUGGAGUUUGUGGAGAGCACCUUGAGUCUUCAAAAAGCUUGUCAGAUCACCUUACAUCACAUAGAGAUAACCUUAGCACAAGAGGGGCUUGCAAGAUCUGUGGAAAGACGUUCCAGAACAUGGAGGUACAUAAAAGGAGCCACACUGGUGUCAAACCGUUCAGCUGUGGCGUCUGUGGGAAGAACUUCUCUCGGCAUGGAGCGCUAAAGAGGCACAAGAAGAUCCACAUUAGAAAAAAGCCUGACACCUGUCAGAUCUGUGGACAAACGUUCACUGAAAUCCAGCUGCUCCAGGAGCACCUCAAGAUGCAUGAAGAUAAAAAUGGAAAUCAGAAUGAGGGGUAUGAUGUAGGUGAGGGUAAGACGCUGAAACAAAAGGCAAACACUGAAUCAACCCUUGGUGAGAAGUCCUCUUUCUGCUGCAAAGUCUGUGGUGAUUUCUUUUACAGUCUGGGCUUUUUGGGGAAACACGCAAAGACGCACUGCAACGACUCUAAGAACAUGUGUGGCAUUUGUGGGGAGCAGCUCGACACAUCUGACAGUCUGCAGACUCACCUGCAGUCUCACAAAGAGACUAGUGGGAAGUGUAACGUCUGUGGGAAGCGUUUCCAGAACAUUGAGACACACAUGCGGAACCAUACUGGCUAUAAACCGUACCGCUGCACCGUCUGCAGCAAACGCUUCCCCCGACCUGGAGCACUGAGGCAACACAAGAGGACCCACAGGAAGUCCUUCACAGAGAGCAGCACUUUGAGGGCUCGCAUUAGAAGUGACUCCAUGGAAAUUUGUGACAGCAAUAAAGUGGACUCUCCAUCAGAAUGUUCAAGCCUGGAACCUGAGCCACAAAACAUCAGGACUCAGCCGUCGUCCUGCUGCAAAGUCUGUGGGGAGACUUUUCAAACUAAAGCCAGUCUGACGAAACAUGUUACAAGUCACUCGUCAGAGUCGGUGUGUGGAAUCUGUGGGGAAAAUCUGCUGCUGUCUGAAACGCUGACUGAGCAUCUACAGAAACACAAAGAGACGGGUAACAUUUGUCACAUCUGUGGCAAAAAGUACCAGAACAUUGAGACCCACAUGCGAAGUCACACCGGCUUCAAACCGUACCACUGUAGCAUUUGCAGUAAAUCUUUCCCGCGGCCCGGUGCUCUGCGGCGCCACAGGAAGACCCACAGCGGGGAGCGUCCAUUCAUCUGUGAGAUCUGCGGGAAGACAUACACCGAUGGCUGCUCUCUGACAACACACCUGAAGAACCACACUGGAAACAAACCGGUCAACCGCGUCUCCUGUGAGACCUGCGGGAAGAGCUUAGCCUCAGCCCACAUCCUGGAGGUCCACAAGAGGAUCCACACCGGCGAGAAGCCCUUCCUCUGUCGCGUCUGUGGGAAAUCCUUCAGGCAACUGGCAGGGCUGAAUGCCCACAUGCUGACACACACUGGUGAGAAGCCAUUCAGCUGCAGCCUCUGCAGCAAGAGCUUCAGCACCAAAGGGUACCUGCAGACCCACAUCCGCUUCCACAAGAAGGAGCAGGCAUUCAACUGCCACCUGUGCUGGAAGGCCUUCGUCACCAAUACUGACCUGAAGAAACACCUGCUGACGCACACCGGCGAGAAACCCUACAGCUGCCAAAUAUGUGGAAAAAGCUACCAGGAGAAACGCUCCAGAGAAGUCCACAUGAAGGUGCACCAGGUGGUCCGCAGUAACAAAGAGCCACUCAGGAGGCAGGAUGGUCUGCAGCCCGACUUUAUCCAGCUGUAGAACCACAGAACAGUUUGUACUGGGUUUAUCUGUGAGCAAAAAUUGUUUCAGAGGCCAAAUAGUUC